Melitaea cinxia (Glanville fritillary) is the source of this 1652-nucleotide messenger RNA. RefSeq lists its product as uncharacterized. Lineage: Eukaryota; Metazoa; Arthropoda; Insecta; Lepidoptera; Nymphalidae. The record is from RefSeq and is a predicted model, not a curated record. The transcript has 2 exons.
AUGCACACUCAACACACCGAACUUCACAUAUUUACGGAUGCGUCUCAGGAUGCUUACGGUGCCUAUGUAUAUAUACGUACCUAUGAUGAUUGCGACUCUGACGUGGCGGUAAAUUUGUUAUGUGCUAAAAGUAAGGUCGCUCCUUUAAAAACGAUUAGCAUCCCACGAUUGGAAUUAUGUGGGGCAUUAUUAGGUGCGAAACUUUAUAAAAGGAUAAUUAGUUCAUUGCGCUUAAAAUUCGAUAACGUUUAUUUUUGGACAGAUUCCACUGUAGUGAUGGGUUGGAUACGGAUGUCUCCGCACUCUUUAAAAACAUUUGUUUAAAACAGAGUCACAGAAUUAAACGAGUUAACCGGUGACUCAAUGUGGUUACAUAUAAAAGGUAAGGAUAACCCAGCUGAUCUAGUGUCUAAGGGUCUUAACUUUGAACUGCUCACAAGGUCAGACACAUGGUGGUACGGACCUAGUUGUUUACAAGAACACAAUUUUAAGUUUAAAUCUGAAAAUUUAUUACAAACUUGCGAUAAUUUACCGGAAUUGCGAUCGAAACCUAUUGUAUUAACAUGUACAGAGCCUUGUAAUAAUAGUUUUAUCGAUUUCAAUAGAUUCUCGUCCUAUAAUAAGUUGAAGCGCGUCGGUGCGUAUGUAUUGCGUUUCAUUAAUAACACGCGUAGACGUCGUAGUAGUGGUGAGCCGCAUAACGAUAGUUUACAUUUGUCUGUGCAGGAAUUAAAUGCAUCAGAGUUAACUUUAGCGCGUAUCGCUCAGUUGCAAUCGUUUCCGGACGUUUAUCGCUGUUUAUUUAAUGAUCUUCCGCUAAAACAGGUUGUAGACAAAAAAGAAUUUAAUAAAAUCGCGAGUUUAAAUGUAUUUAUGGACAAUAACAAAUUAAUACGUGUUGGUGGUAGGCUUUCUAAUUCGACUAGUUUUAGUUUCGAUAAGAAACAUCCUAUUUUAUUGUGUGAUCCCAACGAUUUUUCUCCUCUCACCCCAGCUCAUUUCCUAAUUGGACGACCGCUGAUCUCGCCUGCCAGCAAUCUCACUGCUUGGAACACCAGCUGUCUCACUCGCUACGAAAGGGUAGAGCAAAUGCGGGAACACUUCUGGAAGCGAUGGUCGAAGGAAUUUGUGUCGGAGCUCCAGCUCCGAACCAAGUGGAAACACAAUACAGGGGACAUCACUAUUGACACCCUGGUGCUUAUCAAAGAGGAUAAUCUCCCGCCUCUGAAGUGGAGAUUGGGGAGGAUUUUACGCACCUAUCCAGGCAAGGAUGGUGUUGCUCGUGUUGCAGAUAUUCGCACAUCGACGGGCAUCGUUCAACGAGCUUUCUCAAAAAUCUGCCCGCUGCCGUUGCAGCCGGUAGACGAGGGCGCAACCAAAGAGGCCACAUCAUGCUGAGACCCUUUUUCUUUGGAAGUAGGUACUUCCAAGGCGGGGGCCAUGUUCAAGCGACAUCUAGUGGGCAGUGGCGCUUCUAAUGUGAAGUUGCCGCUUAUCAGCCAAUGAGAGGACGACGGGCGGGGGGACCUCGCCUAACUUCAUACGACUUUUUUUUUUUCUUCAUUCAAAAUAUUUAAAUUUGUAACGUUCAUCAUUUUCUUAUUCAUUAUUCGUUGUAACUUGGUCAGACAAUACACGAAAUCUUUAUCAUA